UCUGUAUUCCUGCUGGCAAUAUUUGCCUUAGCCCCUUCUUCUUCUUCCUCCUCUUCUCUUCUCGCUCACAAUUCAAUCUUUGCCUCCACCAUUUUUCUCUCUCCUUCAAACCCUAUUCUUAAACCCUAAAUUUCUUGUUCCCUUUAAAAAGUUCAAAACUUUUUCUUUUUCCUAUGUGUUAACACGACCAAUUUUAAGAACACCAAGAUGCUGCAACAUUUUUGUCUUGGUCGAUUUUCUGCGAUGUUUCUUCUUCUGUUAUGUUCAAUUUUCGCAGUAUUAACAACUGCAGAAUCAUCAAUAUACGAAGUUCUUGAAUCCCAUGGAUUGCCAAGGGGUUUACUUCCAAAGGGUGUGAAGAAUUUCACAUUAGACAAUUCGGGGAAAUUUGUGGUCCAUUUGGAUCAAGCUUGCAAUGCCAAAUUCGAGAAUGAAUUUCACUAUGAUAGGAAUGUAUCGGGUACAAUAAGUUACGGACAGAUCCAUGCACUUUCAGGAAUUGAGGCUCAAGAUUUGUUUCUAUGGUUUCCAGUGAAGGAUAUUCGGGUUGAUAUACCCAGUUCUGGAUUGAUUUACUUCAACGUUGGCGUUGUAUCUAAGCAAUUCUCUUUGUCUUCAUUUGAGACUCCUAGGGAUUGUACUGCUGUUCAACUCAUGGAUCUUCAGGAUGACAUGCACAUAGCUGACGCUGUUUCUAAGAGUCAAUCAGAGGAGCUUCGAUACAAGUUUGAUCAGGGCAAUAUCUGGAGGAAGGCUAUAUUGUAGAAAUAAGCAGUUCAAGAUGGUUGAUUCAGUAUAACACAAUAGCUCAAUCAAGUCGUCGUUCGGUGUCAGUCAUUCCUUCUAUUAUAAAUGUUUGAAGAUGGUUUCAGUUUGGUUUCGCAAGGUCUCUCAUGUGCUUCAAACAGAUUGUGCUGUUUCAGUUGCGGUUUCUUGUAUAGUUGCAAAAAUAGUAAUGAGCAUAUGAGACAAUCAUCAGAUGAGUUGAGCUAUAGAAUGAUAUGCCAUUAUUGGGCAUCUCAUAAUGAAUUUGGAGGCUGGUGGGAGGGAAUAUAGAAAGGUUUGUUUCUUUGUUGGAUUCGUUUAUGAAUGUGGACAUAAAUUGUUAUUAGGUAUUCACUUUUUGCAGUUGGAGAUAUAGAACAUGGAACAAUGGAAAUAAAUUUGCUUUCUUUCUUUAUGUAUACUACUGAGUACCAUUUUUGUC
Messenger RNA from Nicotiana attenuata, 1207 nucleotides. RefSeq lists its product as uncharacterized. The record is from RefSeq and is a predicted model, not a curated record. The transcript is spliced from 2 exons. NCBI's taxonomy places the organism in Eukaryota, Viridiplantae, Streptophyta, Magnoliopsida, Solanales, Solanaceae. Bases 208 to 765 code for a protein of 185 amino acids.